Pistacia vera is the source of this 1413-nucleotide messenger RNA. Its product is annotated as cytochrome b561 and DOMON domain-containing protein At5g47530-like. The coding region runs from base 1 to 1413 and encodes 470 amino acids. The record is from RefSeq and is a predicted model, not a curated record. The transcript has 2 exons. Lineage: Eukaryota; Viridiplantae; Streptophyta; Magnoliopsida; Sapindales; Anacardiaceae.
AUGGCACUGCAGGAACCAGAAGUAAUUGAAUCGGGAAUAUCUAAAGUAUUGAGCAUAGCGAGAGAGAUGACGAGAAACCAUGAUUGUGAAAUUCUUACAAUUAGGAUAGAGCUGCACCUUUAUUCGAUCACAGACUUUGAAAUACUCGAAGAAUCAAUACAAGAUGUUCCAAGGCCUAUUCCAACUAGUAAAGAAGCUAUUCAGAAAUUGGAAAAAGUUUCCAUUGUAGCUUAUUCCUGUAAUAUGAUCUUUAGUUUCUUUUUCUCUCUUCUCAGAAAGAUGACUACUUACUUUCUCAUAUUAGCUCUCAUUUUUGCUUCGUCUAUCUCCUCCUCGUCCGCUCAAUCUCAAACAUGCAACACCUACUCUUUCUCCAACAAUCACAACUCCUAUCGUGCAUGCAACGAUCUUCAAGCUCUCAACUCUUAUCUUCACUGGAACUAUCACCAGGACACCAACACUCUCGACUUAGCUUUUCGUCGGUCAGGAACUGACCCAACGAGAUGGGUUGCUUGGGCUAUAAACCCGACUGGGAAAGGCAUGGUUGGCUCACAGGCUCUUGUAGCCUACACAAACCCUAAUGGAAUCUUGCGGGCUUAUACUUCUCCAAUCACAAGUUACAGUACGCAAUUGCAAGAGGGUUCUUUGAGUGGUCUUGAGAUGCAAAAGAUUUCAGCAGAGUUUGCCGAUAAUGAGAUGAUUAUUUAUGCAACGAUUGUGCUUCCAAAGAACAUGACGACGGUGAACCAUGUAUGGCAAGAAGGUCCGAUUGAUGGAGAUAGUCUUGGCAUGCAUCCUGUAAGCGGCGAGAACGUUAAAUCAAUGGGAACUGUGGAUCUUCUUUCAGGAAAAGUUGUGGCCACAAAAGGAGGAGGGAGCUCGAGUCUUGUAUUCAAGAAGGUCCAUGGAGCAGUUAACAUGGUGAGUUGGGGCAUUCUGAUGCCAAUAGGAGUAAUGACUGCUCGGUACAUGAAAGUAUUCAAAGAUCCAGCAUGGUUUUAUGCUCAUAUCAUAUGCCAGUGUUUAGCCUAUACAAUAGGACUCGGUGCAGCGGCGACUGGCAUUUAUCUUGGGAACAAAUCUCAUGGCAUUCAGUUUAAUGCUCAUAGAUAUAUCGGCAUACUACUUUUCAUUCUGGGCUUCCUUCAAGUUCUUGCGUUGAAAUUGAGGCCAAACAAAGAUCACAAAUACAGAUUAUACUGGAACAUCUACCACCAUUCCGUUGGAUAUGCUAUCAUUAUUUUGAGCAUUGUUAACAUUUUCCAAGGCAUCAGCAUUUUGGAGUCGAAGAUUUGGAAGUGGACAUACAUUGGCAUUCUCACGUUUCUGGGCUCUAUAGCUGCUGUGUUGGAAGCCAUAACCUGGUGCAUCAUUAUCAGGACAAAGAAAGAGACUGCCCCGGUUCUUGCAUAA